AUAAAUGUGUAUAGGGGAUUCCGUUUAUAGUCGAUAUUUAUUUAUUUAGGAUUAUCUAAAGUUGGUCCUAGGCGGAACAUGCUGUAGGAGUUGGUAACACUGCUCAGUUUAUGUUAUGUUAAUAUAAUUAAGGGUUUAAAACUCAGAUGUAAAAAUAUUAAUGAUUCCUGUUUAUAAUAAAGCUGUUUAAUUACUCUUAUAAAUAUGGUGAAAAUAAUAUUCCUUCAUCCGGAUCUUGGUAUAGGUGGGGCAGAAAGACUUGUAUUAGAUGCGGCUUUAGCUUUCAAAAGUAGAGGCCACGAAGUCUCAUUUUUUACCAACCACCACGACCCUUCUCAUUGUUUCGCCGAGACGAGGAAUGGGACAUUUCCCGUUACUGUUGUUGGAGAUUGGAUUCCGCGUUCUUUCUUAGGAAGAUUUAAGGCGGCUCUCGCGUAUCUGCGUAUGGUCUACGCUGCAAUUUAUCUUGCUUGGUACGUUAUCCCAGUCGAAGAACCAACCCUUAUAUUCUGUGAUCUCAUAUCAUUAUGUAUUCCAUUUUUAAAAUUUGCAAGGGGCCCAUUCAGAGUUGUCUUCUAUUGUCAUCACCCUGAUAAGCUCUUAAGCACAGAGCAUGGUUUUCUAAAAGAUCUAUAUAGAGCUCCCUUGAAUUGGCUUGAAGAACUAACAACUGCACAAGCAGACAAAGUUUUAGUUAACAGUAAAUAUACUGCAAGAGUAUACAAAGAUGCAUUUAAAAAAAUAAAGGAUGUCCCUGACAUUUGUUACCCAUCUAUAAAUAUGGAGUUCUUUAAGAAUACUACUCCUAAGAGUCUCAAGGAAGUAGUACCUGUUGGAACAGAUAAAUUUUUAUUUCUAUCCAUAAACAGAUAUGAAAGGAAAAAGCAUCUUCAAUUAGCUUUGCGAGCCUUUGAACAACUAAGACAUAUGUUAUGUGAAGAGGAUUGGUAUAGAGUGCAUUUAAUAAUGGCUGGCGGUUUUGAUCCAAUAAACUUGGAGAAUAUGGAACAUUUUAUUGAACUGACUGAUUUGGCUAGUGAACUGGAUAUUGAUGAUAAGGUAAUAUUACUGAAAUCACCCAAGGACAUUGAUAAGGUAUCUCUGCUAUACCAUUGUCAUACAUUAAUAUACACUCCAUCCAAUGAGCACUUUGGUAUUGUGCCUCUAGAAGCAAUGUAUUACAGUAAGCCAGUUAUUGCAGUGAAUAGUGGGGGUCCUACAGAGACAGUUGUAAAUGAUGUAACUGGAUUUCUAUGUCCUCCUACCAGUGUUGACUUUGCUGAAGCAAUGGCAAAACUAGUUCUAAAUCCUGAACUAGGAGUAAGAUUAGGCGAAGCAGGCAGGAAGAGGUUUGAAAGUAAAUUCUCAUUUGAUGCAUUUUCUGAACAACUAGAUGGUAUUUUGACCAGAGAAAGACAGCUUAUUUCUGAGGCUAGGGCUGUUGAAUAUGACCACAAGCGUAAAUAGCAUAAAAGUGACACUCAAACAAUAUUUGACAUUGUUUGAGUGUUAAUCUUGAUUGGUUGACUAUUUCUUUAGUGCUUCAUUAUUAAUGGUGUCAAUCAGAAGUAUAAGAUUUAAUAGGAUUAAAAAUCCAUACAUUUUCAUCUUUCAAAAUAUCAAUGUCUAUCACCAAAUUAAAGAAUUUAUGGUUUUGCUUUAUUAUCAACUAAUUAAUAGAGAUAUAGAAUUUUAACUAUUACAUAAUUUUAGAAUUAUUUAUUUGAGGUGUGAUAGUGAUACACUUGACUGAUUAAAAGGAUUGGAUGUAAUUUUUGGUGAUUUAAAUAUAGAUAUUAAAAUAUUUUGUGAUAUACUAAAAACUAUAAUGGUUUAAAUAUCCUUUAUAUUAUGUAAUGUUGAAAUUGAUAGUUAUUUUCAAAUUUAAGUGUGUUUAAAUUUAGUUUUUAUGUAUGUUUAAAUGUAAAAAUGUUAAUACCAUUGCAUUGUACUGUCUUAUGAUAGUUUUUGUACCAUGUGUUUUUAGUUCUCAUCUCGAGUAUCCCAGCGGCCUUAAAUUAUAUGUUUUUAAUCUAUUUACAUUAUGUAUGCUUAAAAAUAAUUAUCGUAUGUCAUAUAGUAUACAGUGUAAACAAUAAUACUGAUAAUAAAUAAUUACUUCUUUACAAAUAUGAACACAUUUCACAUGGUGUAUCACUAUGAAGAGUGUGAACCAACCAAUUUGUGCUCACUUCAAUGUUACAGGGAGUUUAUUGUUAUAAAGGAUAACGUUAUAAAGAUAUACCAUAGCUAUAUCCAGUUCUGGUGUUAAAUUAUGCAGUAUAUGUAAUAACAGCAUGCAGUUGCAUCCGGGAUCAGAAAUACUUUACAGUGCAAGCCAUGGUUCAAUUAAUAAGGUUUCAUUUUCCAUCAUAUUUUCAUAUUUCAUCUACAAUACAUUAUAUUAAAAAAAUUGUUUUUUAUUGUAAGCAGCAUUACUUUUUUGUUAAUAAUAUUUGUAAUGGUAUUAACAAUUUUUGUGUGAUAUAUCUAUUUAAAUAUGAAAGAAUAAUUAUUAGCUAAACUAGCAUUGACAAAUAAGAGUUUCCUAAAAUUAUAAAAAGGAAUAUUUAAUUAAAACAAUUUCCAACAAGA
This is a messenger RNA of Pieris rapae (cabbage white), 2595 nucleotides long. RefSeq names its product alpha-1,3/1,6-mannosyltransferase ALG2 (gene Alg2). The transcript has a single exon. The coding region runs from base 205 to 1467 and encodes 420 amino acids. The record is from RefSeq and is a predicted model, not a curated record. Lineage: Eukaryota; Metazoa; Arthropoda; Insecta; Lepidoptera; Pieridae. Gene Ontology annotation, molecular function: GDP-Man:Man(1)GlcNAc(2)-PP-Dol alpha-1,3-mannosyltransferase activity; alpha-1,3-mannosyltransferase activity.